AUGCUGAUUAUUCUGAGCAAGAAGAAGGCGGAUGAAGCCUCCCAGCUACGAUCAGCGAUUGUCGCACUCCUAGGAAGUGAAGCCGAAGUGCUAAGCAAGGAACCUAUGGAAGAUCUCGAGAUCAAAGACCUCGAUGAAGAGACAUCGAAGGAGGACGUUCUCGUUGCUCUUCAGAAAGAAGUGGGUGCGAAGUGCGAGAUUGGUCUGGAGGCCAUAAAAUCGCUGCGGAAAGCCUAUGGAGGGACUCAAACUGCUUCAGUGACACUCACGGCAGCUGCUGUCACGAAAAUUCUGGGGGAACAGGAGAUCGGGAAGAAGAUAAAGAUUGGCUGGGUCAACUGCCGGGUACGGAGAGUGCAGAGACCGAUCAAGUGCUUCAGGUGUUGGCAAUACGGACACCUCGCUACAAAAUGCACGAGCGUUGUGGAUCGCUCGAAGCUCUGUACGAGGUUUGCAGGAGAUGGCCACAAAGCCAAGGACUGCGAGAAAGAACCGCAAUGCGCCCUUUGCAUUGACAAAGGCAAUAAGGAGAAUAGUGCACAUGUUGCUGGUAGCAAUAGAUGCCCAGCCUAUACCGCGGCACUCCAGAAGCUCACCAGCAAAAGGCGAUAA
Molecule: messenger RNA, 612 nt
Organism: Diachasma alloeum
Lineage: Eukaryota; Metazoa; Arthropoda; Insecta; Hymenoptera; Braconidae
Exons: 1
Coding region: 1-612 (203 amino acids)
Molecular function (GO): nucleic acid binding; zinc ion binding
Source: RefSeq, a predicted model, not a curated record